Podospora pseudocomata is the source of this 1401-nucleotide messenger RNA. RefSeq lists its product as uncharacterized. The record is from RefSeq and is a predicted model, not a curated record. Lineage: Eukaryota; Fungi; Ascomycota; Sordariomycetes; Sordariales; Podosporaceae. Bases 1 to 1401 code for a protein of 466 amino acids. The transcript has a single exon.
AUGGUCGCCUACAAGCUCUCCGCGGGCACUGCCUUGCUCUCUCUAACUGUCCGGUCUUUGGCAGUUCCUGUCGUCUCCGAGCCAACCACCACUUUUACCUCGACACCCGCCUUCACUCCUCCCGUCAGACCACACAGCAAUGUUACGGAUCACGGCCCAUACACCGGGCCACCACCCACCACCACUGGAGCCAAGACCACCGAUGUUCUUGCCCCCUCCAUCCCAGCUUUGCCCCCUGGACCGAACGCGUUUGACUAUCCAAGUGACGGCGAGCUGCACGCUCCACUCCCAGCACCAUACACGCCUUCCGGCGGUGUGGGAACGAACGGAUCCGCCCCUGUGUAUCGCGUGCUCUCCGACUUUGAUUACGAGUCCAUUGCCCUGGCACUCUACCAAGAAUGGAUCGAGCUCGAUCUCUUUCACUGGGGGCUUGCGACCUUUUCUGAAGAAGAGUUCGAGGAGGCUGGUCUGAAGGCUGAGGACCGCUACCUUCUCCAAUUCAUGGCUGAGCAAGAAGUCGGCCAUGCCACUCUUCUCAGCAACAUGCUCGGCCCCUCUGCUCCAGUCCAGUGCAGCUACAACUACCCAGUCACCAAUGUCCGCGAGUACAUUGACUUUUCCCAGAAGCUGACCCGGUACGGCGAAGCUGGUGUCUACGGCUUCCUCAACCACCUCAAUGCUCAUGAUGUGGGACAGAUGCUCCUUCAGAGCAUCACCACCGAGGCCCGUCAACAGAUGAUCUUCCGCCAGUUCGAGGGCUUGUUUCCCAUGCCCGAGUGGUUCCAGGUCGGCAUCCCCCAGUCCUGGGCCUGGACCUUGCUGGCGCCUUACAUCUCAUCCUGUCCCGCCAACCAGACCCGCCUGGUCUGGCAGAACUUCCCUGCCCUUCACAUCCUCAACCAGCCCAACCCCGCUCGCAUCAAUGGCUCCAACGCCUGGAAUGAGACCACUGGCGGCUACACCAACACCCUCAGCACUGCCGAUAUUGAGGACGACGAGGACUGCAUCAACAGCACUGAGGAGGGCGUGAACUGCUCCCCUGGCAUCACCAACAACCGCACCAACCCUCUCUCCUACCCAGGCCGUCAGGUCUUCCUCCAGUGGGACGAGCCUGGUUUCCCUGUCGGCCCCAACAACAGCUACAUCACCAGCACGAGUGCCAACCCGCCUGUCUUUGCCGCUUGGGUCAGUCAGCUCAACGUCACUUACACUCCCCUGGAGGAGAUCCAGAACAACACCGCCUGGACUGUGCAGCCCAACAUGGAGACGUUUGCUGGUGAUCCGGCUGUCAACGGUACCAUCUUUUUGGUCUUGACAGACUUGGAUCUUUAUGUUACUCCUUACAACCUUACCCAGCUGAACCCUCAUGUGUAUGCUGUGGGUAUGUACCAGUCUGGUUAA